CCUUAAACAUGGACGUUUUCAACUUAUUAUUUGAAUUACUUAUCUUUAAAUUGUACCUUUAUUAUAAGAAUCCCCUAUCCGUCUCUAUAAACGUGACUCCAGCUCCACUAAAUGAGGUUUUGACAGUAAUAAGUGAGGAUGAUGAUGAGGAAAUGGUUGUCUUUCUUGCAGCCACAGCGCCCCCUGCUGUACCACAGACACAUUGCGACCCUGUGAGCUAAUGUGAAAAGCGCUUACACUGCAGUGCCUCUGUGCUCAAUGAGUCAGCGUCACAGCGGCAGGUCAAUGAUCUGUUCAUCAUCAAUGCAAUAAUUGUCUGCUCGAGAGGACCCGUAAGGAAAGAAACAAGGUGCACUCUGCCACAUUGAAUUUUCCAUUUGGAGGUAAUUUGUGCGUAAAAGAGUCAUGGAUCAGUUUCAUGGGUUAUUUGUUAAACUAGACAAAAACAAUGAUGGGCUCAUAUCGGUGUCGGAGCUGCACAGUGAAAUGAGAAAGCAUGGGGUCCAGUCAGCGGAUGGUAAGGUCCAGACUAUCAUUGACUCCUAUGACAAAGACAAAGAUGGCCUGUUGGAUUAUAAAGAGUUUCUCAGCUACAUGAUGGACCGAGAGAGGAAAUGGAAAAUUUACUUCCAUGAGCUUGACAAGAACAAGUGUGGAGUGAUUGACCAGGAGGACAUCAUAAGUUUGUUUAAGGAGUUAGGAGUGGUCAUAUCAAAGCCGAAUGCAAAUCAAAUUAUUCAAAUGAUGGACAAGGACAGCUCGAUGACGGUGGACUGGAGUGAAUUCCUGCACCACGUCAUCCUGAACCCCGUGGACAACAUCGGGGAGCUUGUGUCAUCGUGGAAACACAGUCUGGUUUUUGAUGUGGGUGAGAGCCGUGCGAUGCCCAUUGAGUUCCCUGAGGAGGCGUCUGGUUUUGGUGCAUGGAGGACGUUUGUUCUUGCAGCAGGAUUGGCAGAUGCUGUGUCCAGGAGUGUGACAGCACCGAUAGACCGUCUUAAGACACAACUUCAGGUUUAUGGAUCCAAGGCGUUCUCUCAAGGCUUUCAGGAGAUGAAGGCGGGUGGUCUGCGUUCAAUGUGGCAAGGUAACGCCGUCAAUGUUCUGAAAGGAACACCUCAGUCCACGCUGCAAUGUCUGAUCUAUGCUCAGAUGAAGGUGUACACCCAGAACAGAACUCAGGAGACUCUGACGGUGCAGCAGCGGUUCGGUUUGGGUUGUGUGUCUGGUGCUGUUACUCACGCUGCCUUCUACCCUUUAGAGGUGCUGAAGGUAAGGUUGAACUUACAGCAAGCUGGCACCUACAACGGUGUUGUGGCAUGUGCGCGAUCUAUAUACAGACAUGAGUCCAUAUCCUCCUUUUAUAGAGGAUUCAAGCCCAGCAUCCUCUGCAUGAUUCCUUACGCAGGUGUGGAGUGUGCGGUUCAUCAGUCUAUCAUGAGCUGGGCAAAGAGCGAUCCGGCCUACAACAGUGACUCCAAACUGUUUUUCUUCAGCUUCGUAGCCUUUGCUUCUGGACAGAUGACCAGUUACCCGCUGGCAGUGAUCCGGACUCAGCAACAAGCUCAAGCUUUCUGCCCAGAAUCACGGCCAGCUUCAGGGGUAUUACAAGGACUUGUGGGGAUAUAUGAAAGAAGUGGAAUUAAAGGAUAUUAUAACGGGAUGGGAGCCAGCUUCGUCAGGGCAAUUCCAUGUGCUCUGAUUAACUACACUCUAACUAGAACAUUUGAAAAUUGGUUUUCUUCCAUGGAGUCUUGAGAUGAAGUAAAUGCCUCUUUUCUCUUUGUGCAGAACUUUUGUUUUCAAACUUUUUUUUCAGGAAUGAAUCUGGAAAAUUGAAAAAAGUGUUUUGAUUGACCCUCCCAAAUUAAGCAGAAACCUUUGAACUGGUUGAAAAUGCCAGGAUGAGGCCUGUCAGACAAACAUCAUGCAAGUUUGGCUCAACCAUUGUCUUGGACAAUGAGCAAGAGAAUAAAGCAUGAAGUACUUCUUACCCACUGGAGACUGGUCUUUGUUAAUAAGGGUGAGUCUAAAUGUGAAAGAGCAAUAAAAUGUCAUGUCAUUAAA
This is a messenger RNA of Notolabrus celidotus (New Zealand spotty), 2067 nucleotides long. It is a transcript of the gene slc25a24l, whose product is annotated as solute carrier family 25 member 24, like. Bases 406 to 1758 code for a protein of 450 amino acids. Lineage: Eukaryota; Metazoa; Chordata; Actinopteri; Labriformes; Labridae. Gene Ontology annotation, biological process: transmembrane transport. The transcript is spliced from 10 exons. The record is from RefSeq and is a predicted model, not a curated record. Gene Ontology annotation, molecular function: calcium ion binding; ATP transmembrane transporter activity.